UAUCACAAGAGCGUAUAAUCCAAUUCCAAGCGACGCCGUGUCCUAAAGAGCCCAACAAAGAGAUGAUCAAUGACGGCGCCUCGUGGACCAUCAUUAGCACCGAUAAGGCUGAGUACACCUUCUAUGAAGGCAUGGGUCCCAUCCACUCACCCGUCACACCCGUGCCUGUUGUCCAUAGUCUCAAUCUGAACGGUGGCGGCGAUGUAGCGAUGCUUGAGCUGACCGGAGAGAACUUAAGCCCUGUCCUCAAAGUGUGGUUCGGAGACGUCGAGGCGGAGACUAUGUAUAGAUGUCAGGAGAGUAUGCUGUGUGUGGUUCCGGACAUCGGGGCGUUUCGAGAGGGCUGGCAAUGGGUCCGACAGCCGACUCAAGUACAAGUGUCGCUCGUGAGGAGUGAUGGCGUGAUAUACGCCACUGGAUUGACAUUUACGUACACACCAGAGCCCGGGCCUCGGCCUCACUGUCCAUCGGUGGACGACGUACUGCGUCCGGGUCUGACUCAGUCACAAGGCCUGCAUCCACAUCACACACCAUUAAGUCAUCACUUACUGCAAAGCGAUCACAACAACCAUUCAAUAUCUCACAGUCUGGGGAUCGGCUCACAAGGCAUGAGUCCAUACGUGCAAACACACCAUCAGUCGCCCCUUUGAGUACAUUAUAAUCCACUCAAAUCUCUGCUAAUAUAAAAUACAUUCAAAUUCUGUUUGUGUUAUAAUAUUUGAAAUACUGUGAUAUGAAUCGAUGUUAUAUACAAAACAAACUAAUGAAACGCUUUUCAACAAAACCUCAAAAACUCAUCGCUAAGUCUCUAUAAACGACCAGAAUUUGAGAUUUAGUUAAAUUAAAUAAAACUAAACAUCUUUAUAUAAAU
Messenger RNA from Medioppia subpectinata, 871 nucleotides. NCBI's taxonomy places the organism in Eukaryota, Metazoa, Arthropoda, Arachnida, Sarcoptiformes, Oppiidae. The record is from the annotation of a GenBank genome assembly.